AUGGCGGAYGGAAAGAAGUUUAUAACUCCAAAAAGAAGACUUGUAUUUGAGAGGCAUUCAUUUGAUGACAACAAGAAAAGACACGAAAAAUGCAUAAAGGAUCAUUAUUUCAAUCACUCCGUAUCUCUGGUCAUUCCUAAUUACUCCUCUAAAAAAGCAUCAAAACAAUUGCAAUACAAUACCCCAUUGUAUGAUGAGUUUUGUCAUGCUCUUCUUCCUGUUCAUGUCUUUAUUGAAAAAGACUUUAUUGAUAAGUUCAUUAAACAAGGACAAUUCUAUGCAGUAAGUACUAAAACAUGCAUCGAUACAGGAAAUUGUGUUGCUGUACUGCCAACAGGUAUUUUGAUACUUUCUUUGGAUAAAGAUACCUAUGAAGAACUGGGUUUAACGGGAAAACAUUCCAUAUUCCAAAAGAAAAUGAGGUUUAUUGUAGAAAUUGAUUUGAAGGCUGCUUCAUUUCAUCCCGGGAAAAGUCAUUAUGAGAGAGUAUCAUGGUGCUUAAAAAAAGCCACUGAAAUGCGCUUUGARUUCGUAUUCACAUACUGCAAUCAAGAUAAUAAGAUAAACACAGAAAUUCUUCAAUCCUAUUUUCAGAGUUUUAAGUGCCAAUGUAUAAGAAAUAAUGAGGAUAACACAGACUUACCAAAUUUACCUACACCUUUAAUAAACCCAGCUAUUACAAGGAUAUCAGAUGACAAUGCCAUUGAUGUUAGUAGUUUUUAUGAAUGGUUAGGUUGCUUACAUUGUGGUGUUGACUGUAAUACAGGUGCACCAGACAGUUAUACAUCAACCUUAACAUGUCCAAAACCUAAUAUCGUGGCUGAGAAAGCUGUUAAGUGUCAAUGGACAGGACUUAUUACACCACAAAGAAUUAUAAAUCUUCUUGAAGAUGCUAGGACAUUGCUACAAACSUCYUCCACCCCACCMCCAUGGAUUGCCAUCAGUGUGUGGGGCUUUUGUGACAGCCCAGUAUCAUGGUUGWGUAAYGAGCAUGGUUUCCAGUACAGUGGAGAGAAUAUGUAUACAAUUGUUGUAUUUCCUGACAGCCAGUAUUGGUUUUUCCGUGCAUUAAGUAGUCAUGACAUUUGCUCAUAGGAUAGUGUUUUUAAAUGAGUGGUUAUCAUGUGAAACAUAGGGAUGUGUUGUUCUAAGACCAAAGGAGGUUAGUAUUAACCUGGCCUAGGUUAAACCCUUAGGUUAGCACUUACGGAUCUUUGAACAACCCAACUCAAAAGUGUUACAUGCGAAAUCUAUUUUCAGAGUACAUCAAUCCUUUAAAUAAUAGCCUCACUCACAGACAUUCUUGGUAUGAAUUCAAAGUUUCUUAAUUCAAAUUUCAACACCAGGAAUAUCUGCAAAUAGGAGGAGUUUUCAAUGCACCUGAAUCAACAACAUCUUUAUUCUUACUAAUUUUUUAGAAGUAAAUAAUGAUAAUUAUGUUAGAUUGACCUUAUCAUUUGUAUACUCGAUUUAAAAAGGUGUGUUUUUAACACAAUAAUGUUUAAUUUCAUGUCAACCACUAAACAUAUACAAAUAUUGUAAAAACAAAAGCAUAUUAUUUAUUUAUUUACCAUAAAACAUUAAAAACUGAAAGGAAAGCCAGCCGUGGUUUUGAAUGUCUUUUGAAUCAAUAAAAUAUAAACUUUAAAAUAAUUAAAAUAAUUGUUCUGAAAAGACUGUCGAACUCAGAUUAUGGUCAUUUUUUAUACAAAAUGUA
This is a messenger RNA of Exaiptasia diaphana, 1717 nucleotides long. Its product is annotated as ribonuclease P protein subunit p40. The transcript is spliced from 8 exons. The record is from RefSeq and is a predicted model, not a curated record. Gene Ontology annotation, molecular function: ribonuclease MRP activity; ribonuclease P activity. Gene Ontology annotation, biological process: tRNA 3'-end processing; tRNA 5'-leader removal; endonucleolytic cleavage in ITS1 to separate SSU-rRNA from 5.8S rRNA and LSU-rRNA from tricistronic rRNA transcript (SSU-rRNA, 5.8S rRNA, LSU-rRNA). Gene Ontology annotation, cellular component: multimeric ribonuclease P complex; ribonuclease MRP complex. Lineage: Eukaryota; Metazoa; Cnidaria; Anthozoa; Actiniaria; Aiptasiidae. Bases 1 to 1095 code for a protein of 364 amino acids.